Molecule: messenger RNA, 3779 nt
Organism: Rhincodon typus (whale shark)
Lineage: Eukaryota; Metazoa; Chordata; Chondrichthyes; Orectolobiformes; Rhincodontidae
Gene: zmynd10
Product: zinc finger, MYND-type containing 10
Biological process (GO): motile cilium assembly; outer dynein arm assembly; inner dynein arm assembly
Cellular component (GO): centriolar satellite; cytoplasm
Source: RefSeq, a predicted model, not a curated record
UUCAGACAGCAUGAAUACAUCGAGAAGCUGAAUAUGCAGGCUAUCAUCAAUGCCACUGCUGACCAGGAUGAAUUUGUCAAGGAAACCAUUUACUCUCAUGCGAAGGUCCCCACACUGAUUCAUGAACUCCUUGCCAUAGAGGUCUGGAAGCAGAAAGUGUUUCCUAUAUUGUGUCAGCUCCAGGAUUUCAACCCAAAGAGCACUUUCCCUAUAUAUAUUGCGAUUCAUCAUGAAGCAACCAUCAUUAACCUCCUAGAAACUAUUCUUUACCAUAAGGAUGUAUGUGAUUCUGCAGAUGAAGCGGUUCUGGACCUUGCUGAUUAUUGUCAUAGAAAGGUGACCCUUCUUGCUGCACGAAAUGAUGACCCUGAAAAUCAGGAACAGAACAAACCAUCGCCAGCAUCCCUAAAGGAAUUGCAGAAGCAGAAUCAAGAGCUGGAAUUUGAUAUCUCCCUGAAGGCGCUCUCUAUUCUCCGCUACAUAACUGAUCACAUUGACAGCCUGCCAUUGUGUGUUCAGACACGACUCCUGAAUACACACAAUAUCCCCUGUGUGCUGGUUCAUCUGCUGGAAUAUUGCCCCUGGAGCCGAUCUGGUCCAAAAGGUGAACUGCAGAAGUAUGCUGAUGGCAAAUGGCAUACAGUUCCCACUGAGGACAGGCUGAAAAUAACCAAACUGGAUGGGCAGGUCUGGAUUGCAUUAUACAAUCUGAUUCUGAAGCCUGACUGCCAGCAGAGGUAUGACUUCAACAACUUCAACAAGAACCAGUUGCUAAAGCUGCAAAGCUUCCUGACUGAAGUCGUCAUUGACCAAAUACCCAACUUGGUGGAGUUGCAACGUUUCCUGGGCCACCUUGCAAUGACAGACCCACCUCCAGCAAAGAAAGAUCUUAUCUUGGAACAGGUUCCUGAUAUCCGAAAUAGGAUCAUUCAAGAAAACUUUAACAAAUGGAAAGCCCUUGCAAAGCACCAAGUGAAAACAGCAUUUAACCCUUCUGAGCAGGAUUUGCGUGAACAAGCCCAGAGAUUGACAGAAACUUACAAUCUGGAUGUGAUGGAGAAUCUGAUUCCAGAUCACCCAAAAUGUGGAUUUUGUGGAGCAGAGGCAGCAAAACGGUGUUCCCGGUGCCAAGUUGAGCGGUACUGUCGGAGGGAGUGCCAGGUGAAGCACUGGUCAAAACACAAGAAAGCCUGUGACCUGCUGGCUGUUGCUGCAAAAAAACUGAAUGAGGAAUUAGAAAUCAGUUGGUGGAAGCCAAACUGGUGAGCACCUGGCUACUCGGCUAUUUGGCACUGAGCAGAAUGAUACAGUCCCAACCUUGACACACUACAUUGAUGUGUACUCGGCACUCCGAUUAACAUACAAAGUGUGAUAUUUAGAAUAGCCUAACUGUAUGGAACGUCUGCGUGUUCAGGAGGCUAAUAAUUAAGUAAAGGCUAACUGGUAGGGAUUAUUUUUAAAAUAUAAUUUUUGAAACAACUUAAAUCUGUAAUCUCCUAUUGUCAUGCUUUAAAUGCUGUUUGUCAGUGUGAACGUAGAAGAGCAUCCUAACUCAAACUUUGAAUUUAUUGCUGUUACAAGAAAGUUUGUUGAGCCAACUGAAAAGUUACUCUUGUGAAAAUAUUCUCUUUUGUUUUUUGUGUUUAUCUCCUGACACCGCAUGUGCCUGUGAUGAACUGCUUGUACUGUUGUUUUUAUAAAGUACCAUUUGUAGCUUUUUUUGCCGUGACCUGGAUAGGGGUCAUACCAGCUCUUCUUAGCACAUUGGGAUCAGGAAAAUGGAGCUCAUACUGAAAUGCACAGUAUUUCAAUUGUGCAGAGAUACUAUGGAGAUCUGAUCGAUUCAGUUUCUUCCAACUAUCAGCAUCUUAAGUAACUGUGUGUGAGAGAUACUCAGUAUCUUUAAAAGCCUUGUGCUAGUGCCAGCUUGACUGUCACUGAGCUAGAGUGAAGAAAACAAGGCAUGCUGGGUGUAUUCACUGCUACCAGCCACCACUUUUUUUUAAAAGACAGUUAGCAACAACGAUGCAAUUCAUAGAAGUACGCUUGAUUUUUAAUGUAACAAUCAUAUGUUUUACUGAGAUACUCUAGUAUCUUUGUCUUUAGUCCCGCUAUAGAAAUUGAAGGAGAAACAUACUUGUAACAGGGAGUGUGAAUGAGUUUUAUUUUAUUCAAUGCCUGCAAGUAAGGGCUCACCAUGAGCUGCUGUGGAAAAUUUGGACACAGACAGGCUAAUCUCUCACGGCCCAGACUAAAUACAAGACUUGAACCAUUGCUUCAUGUGCAUAUAAAAGGUUGAAUGAUGCAUAUCGCAGUUCCAGAUAUCAGGGUUACUUUUCUUUAUUGGAGUGUUACUGGUAUUUUUGAAUGUUGUUUGUUCAAGUUUUGACUUUGCAAUAGAAGAAAAUUUACAAAUCCUGGCAGUUUCAGUUGUUGAAUGGUAACGUGCUUCAGAGGAAACUUUGCUUUUGAAUUUGGUCACCUGUAGUUAGCACUGCUGACAGUGGCCAUUAAAUCUCUGCUGUCUUACUGUCUGCUGUGUAAACUUAAAACUGGACUGGAUAAAAAUGAGUCUGUUUCUUAGUUGUAAAGUUUUUUGAUUUGUCCAUCACACACGAUCAUCCAAAACUUUCUAACCACAGUGUUUGUUUCCUGGCCUGGCAUGCAAAGAGCCAGCAGAGAAUGUAUCACCAUUGAUACUAGCUGCCCCACAACAUUCAAAAGAACUUUCAUUGACUGGACAUGGGACUUCCAUUCCUCAUCUCAGAGCUGCUGGCCAAUCUGGCCACAAAUUCCAGAAGCUGCAGUGGAUAGGACUGGGAUGACAUGUGAUUACAGAAGUCUAAAUCCCGGAGACUAGGAGCAGGUAAGUGUAGGUAUCUUCAGGCAGGGAGAAGAGAUUGGGGAGGGUUUACUGAAAAGGAGUGAGUGUUGGAGCAGAGGCUGGGGAAGAGCACCCUUGGUGGAGGAGAAUGGUAGGAGGAAGAUGAUGGGCGAGGAAGAUGAUGGGCAUCCCCUUCCAUUUACGCCUGAAACCUCAGCAGGGUUUCUGGGCUUCACCCAGAAUCCAUCCUGCUAGCCUGGAAAUGAAGGCUGGAUGGAAAAUAGCUGUGAAGUAGUCCUUAAUUGGCUACUUAUGAGCAUUAAUUGGGUCAAGGACAAGCUGGCCAGACUAGGUGGGAGGGUACUCAGAAGGCCAUCCAAGGUAUUUUCCCCCAUCCCCACCAACCUGCAAACCUGCCAGUGGGACAAUGUAAAAUUCUGUCCCCAUUUCAAAAUGUUCAGAAAGCAAAUUAUUUUGUGAUGACAUCAAGUGUAGAACCAUUUCUAGUUUUGGUGAUAGUUUAUAAUUUCACGUGGAACUAGCAAUUUAUAAGGAUCUGGUAAUGUGUAAUUUUCCCUCAUUAAAAGCUCUCAACAUCAGGAUCUAGUUAAGUGUGUGUAUGUUUGGUCUAGAUCAUGGAAGUUGACGGAAAUUUUAAGAUCUAAGUCUCGCUUGAGCUUCAAGAUCACCGUGCCACCCCACAGUCUGUGGACAGAAAAUAGAGGCUUGAUCUGAUGAAGAGAGGAGCUCACAAAUCAGAUCAACAAUUUGCACAAUUAGACUUCAAUGUCCUUUUGAAAUAAAACCAAAAACUCUCAUAUCUAUGCCAAAGUAUGUUGGUUUUCUUACCACAAACUGAAAAUGCUGUACUUCCCAGCUGGUUGUUAAAGCAUCGGUCGACUAAUCUGGUUUCAUGUUUUCUUCAUUAGAAUGUUCGUGAUCAAAGGUAAGGAAA